UGUCCGUGUACCAGUCAGCCCUCACGAAAUAACUCGGUUAUCCGGUUACAUUUGGGACAUGUACCACCACCACACUAAACCGUACGGCUAGCCACCCGUUUUCGCCGCCACUUCUGUCCUGACGUCACAAUGCAGAGCGAAGUCGAGCCCUUUUAACACGGCGACCAAUGAGAAGCGAAUACCGCGGCCGAGCCCCCGUAGCCGCCACCAAUCGGCGUGCGGGUCUGGUGAUCGAGCCUCCCCCAGUCAUGUGAGUGCUGAAUGCCAGCAUGGUAGACAUGAGCUGCGGCAGCGCCAUGCGGGCCCGGGGUAGCACGGGGGACGGCGCUGUCCGACAGGUGCCGUUGGCAUUGCAGAGGGAUGCAGCAGAAGCUGUAAACAAAGACAAGGCAAAGGACAGUUGAAUGUUGUCUUAUUCAAAUCAUUGAAGUGGUAUUUGAGGCCGUUUUCAUUUUUAUUUAACAGUGCCUCUACCUAUCUAGGGGUAUAGAGAUCCUCCUAAAGGGAAAAAAAAUGGUUUCCUUAAAUUGCAGUGAACCUCUUUCUGCCUCUGAUCUUCUUUCAAGUUCUGCUUCCCCUAGUGAACACAACAUGACAGUACCUCAUUCUGGUGAGGUAUCAUUGCUCACCCAUGUUGAAAACAAAGCCAGCCCCUCUCCAUCCUUGGGAGAACAGUUUAAUAAUGCAGCUGUCUCCAUAGAAGAGAAUGGUGAAGAUGGAGGUGGCCUUAAGGAAGUUGAAGAAAUUCUUUUGUCCCAGUUGGUGAAAGCGGUAGAGGAUUCGAAGGAAACCACUUCACUGACACAAUUAAAGCUCCCAGACUUUUGUGCUCAGAUUUCCGGGGACUUCUCUCCUACACUUGAGGAAAUUGAGGAGUUUUUAAAAGAAAACAUGGAUCUAAUUCGAGAAGAACUGGCUGAGAAGCAGCCCAUUCCUGGCACGUGGCUGCAGGGCUGCAUGACAAAUGAGCAUGUGACUCAAACUACUGGCCCAGCUCAGCCAACUGAGGAUGUUCCAACUCCGGAGAUACCAGAUGCUUCAGCAAGUUCACCUUCUGCAACAGGCAGUAUUCCUGUUAUACUUCAGAUCCAGCCUAUGUCCAUACCUGGUGCUGCUUCGUUGACACAGAGCCCUACAGGUGAUGUGCGCCUUACUCAGCUUGUAAUCAGUGUAGGCCAAAGCCUGUCAUUGGCCCCAAUCCCAGGGAGUACUUCACCUGGGGACCAAAAGUAUGUUAGAAUUGCCCCCUUGCCAGUGGCAGUCCGACCCUUGACUAUAGGAGGAGUUUUUGUGAGUGAAGGACAACAGAAGAUACAAAAGGGAACACAAGCUGUGAUCAGAGUUCAUAAAUGUAGUCACCCUGGCUGUAACAAAAUGUACACCAAAAGUUCACACCUUAAGGCGCACUUUCGGCGGCACACAGGGGAAAAGCCUUAUGUCUGCACUUGGCCAGAGUGUGGUUGGAGGUUCUCUCGCUCUGAUGAACUUUCAAGACACAAGAGGUCCCACUCUGGUGUAAAGCCAUAUCAAUGUACAGUGUGUGAGAAGAAGUUUGCCCGCAGUGACCAUCUGUCUAAACACAUGAAGAUACACCGUGGCCAGCGAGUUGGUGGUUGCCGGACACCACGAACCAGCACUUAAUACAGUUUUAUUCUUCAGUAAUCUUCCACUAGCUGGCCAGCCUGAAAUAACUUGUUGCUUCACCUAUAACAUGUUCUCGGUCCUUGGAUAUAACCUCCAAUACACUUACUGUACAUAGUCACUAUAAUCAAAUCAAGACUGGGGGGGUGGUGUAAUGUUAUAGAACACUGUAUUUUGCAGGCUUUGCUGACAAUAAUCAUACAAGACAGGAUACUGUAUUUAACUUGGUUACAUUUUUAAGUACCAAGUCUCUGGUCUAUCUGUUUGGAGCAGAAUCCCUGUGAAUGUUGCCCUACCUCUGGUUUAUGGACAGUUACUUACCCUAUGGGCUAUGAUUUGGUCACUUCUUUGGAAUAUCAUACUAUGUACUUCCGUUUAUUUGUAAAUGUGUGUAAAGCCUUGUUUUAGUUAUGUUUGAAUGUGUUAAUAUACACGUGUACCCUUAUAUCUACUGUAUGCAUUUUAAUGUCCCCAUUUUUGUGGGUAUUGUUACAGUUCCUGUCAAGUUUCUAAAGAAAUAAAAAAAAAAACAGCUUCCUG
This is a messenger RNA of Rana temporaria (common frog), 2181 nucleotides long. RefSeq names its product Krueppel-like factor 15. The transcript has 4 exons. NCBI's taxonomy places the organism in Eukaryota, Metazoa, Chordata, Amphibia, Anura, Ranidae. Gene Ontology annotation, biological process: regulation of transcription by RNA polymerase II. The record is from RefSeq and is a predicted model, not a curated record. Bases 514 to 1641 code for a protein of 375 amino acids. Gene Ontology annotation, molecular function: DNA-binding transcription factor activity, RNA polymerase II-specific; RNA polymerase II cis-regulatory region sequence-specific DNA binding.